This is a messenger RNA of Prorocentrum cordatum, 757 nucleotides long. The record is from the annotation of a GenBank genome assembly. Lineage: Eukaryota; Dinophyceae; Prorocentrales; Prorocentraceae.
AUGCUGGCUGGCGAGCAAGGCGUGCCCUGGAGCUCGCAGCGCGGCCGAGCCAUGGUGCUCGUAAAGCCGCGCCAGGUGGUCGUGGACCUGAUCGGGCGCCUCAACAAGUGCGGCGUCAUCUCCCCGCGCUUCGACGUGGCCCUCGGCGGCAUCGAGCAGAUCGCCUCCGACCUGCUGCCGUCCCGCCAGUUUGGCCACGUCGCGCGCGGUCGCUCGGCCGCCACGAGCGGGGGCGGGGGGCGUCGGGGCGCCGUAGAAGGUGGGUUAUAUCCCAAGGUGGGUGCUCGCGAUGCCUUUUUCCAGGGGUUGUUCGGGGCCCCGCCUCUGCCGCUACCUCACCUUUGCGCCAGCCGGAUGGCGAACGUAGAAACCAGCACUCCGCGAUGAGGCGUCCGAGGAGGCACCUCCACCGUCGUUCUCGGAGGUCGUCGUUCUCGUCGCCGUUUUCGUCGUCGUUUCCAUCGUUUUCGUCGCUUUCGUCGUCGUCGUCGCCGUCGCCGCCGUCGUCGUCGUCGCCGCCGUCGUCGUCGUCGGGAAUACUGAUCCGAGCGCUCUCCUGUGGUCAGGUCCCGAGGGGCCGGCUCUCUGAGGGGGUUGUGUCGGCGGCGCGAAGAGCGAUGUCGUCGUCGCCGCCACCGUUGAUGUCGUCGACGACGACGUCGACGACGACGUUGCCGGUUUGGAGGUUUUUGGCGGAUUUUUGUGGGGUUCUCGUCGCCACGGGCGGGCGCGGCUCGGAACACCUGCUGGGAUGGGC